Molecule: messenger RNA, 552 nt
Organism: Fraxinus pennsylvanica
Lineage: Eukaryota; Viridiplantae; Streptophyta; Magnoliopsida; Lamiales; Oleaceae
Source: the annotation of a GenBank genome assembly
AUGGGAUUAACAAUAGCACAAAAGUAUGUUAUUUUUUCUCAUAAAGCCUUAAUUGGAAGUGCCACUGAGAUUUGUGCUUUGCUUUUCCUUCUGCGCCUUAUUGCGAUCCGACAAGAAUUUUAUACUUGGAGAUUGAACAAAAAGGAAGCUAGAAAAGCCCCUUCUGGGGUUCUUGUUGAGGAACCACCUUUGAUAGAAUCAAAACCUGCAAAAGAGAUUGAGCUAAAAAUCGUCGAAUUGGUGGAAUAUCCAAAAUCCAUGGUCAAAGAAAAGAAAGAAACUUCAUGGGUUUGUCUCAGAAAAACUAGUCUUGAAAUGGAAAAUUCCUCGUACUCUUAUGAUGACAUUUUCCCUCGUGUUACCAUGCAUCAGAGACCUGUUGAUCGCGGUGGCCUUCCUGGGUUCAAUUUACAUUGCUUCGUUGUUGAUCAGAUCCUCUUACGGAAAUAUUACCAAACUGAUAUCUACAAGAGGUUUAGGGAUGAAAUGGAAAAGAAUGAAAAAGAAAUGGCGGCGCUUUCUACUGGGUAUAAUCAGUCUCACAGCAUAUAG